UUUCGUGAAGACACCAGUCACAUCCACAAUAAUAGUAAAAAUCAUCUGUUAGUAGAAAUCAGUUAAAACAACAACAACAACAAUUAAGCAACUUUGCCGAUUGUCAGCUUUCCGAGACUUAAUACAGCGUCUUGUCUUGGGUGAAGGAGCACUUGGGUGACUGACCCACCUCGUCCUGAAGCGCACGGGCGCGCCUGAGGCGGUGGGCCUGGAGACUUAAAGCAAUAAAAACUUUAUACAGAACCUGCGGGAAUACCUGACAGUCCACAAAGAACCGGGACCGUUGGGUUAGCUGUGGAUAACUUGAACUUGAAAGCUGUUGUACUGAACCAUGGCUAGAGAAAAUGGAAGUUCGCUGCAUGAUGGUGGCAGAAUGGAAAGCCCUAAUGGAGCUGCUCUGCUUGCAUUGAUGGAGAAGACAGGUUAUAGCAUGGUCCAGGAAAAUGGGCAGAGGAAAUUUGGGGGUCCACCACCAGGCUGGGAAGGCCCCCCACCACCUCGCGGCUGUGAGGUUUUUGUAGGGAAGAUACCACGUGAUGUAUAUGAAGACGAACUUGUUCCCGUGUUUGAGAGAGCCGGCAGGAUUUAUGAGUUUAGGCUAAUGAUGGAGUUCAGUGGGGAAAACAGGGGCUAUGCUUUCGUCAUGUAUACCACCAGAGAGGCUGCCCAGCGAGCCAUCACCUUGUUGGACAACUUUGAGAUUCGCCCAGGAAAGUUUAUUGGUGUCUGUGUCAGCCUGGAUAACUGCAGACUAUUCAUUGGUUCCAUCCCAAAGGACAGGAAGAAGGAAGAGAUUAUGGAAGAAAUGAAGAAGGUGACAGAAGGAGUUGUGGAUGUCAUUGUCUACCCAAAUCCAAGUGACAAGAACAAGAAUCGAGGGUUUGCGUUUGUGGAAUAUGAGUCACAUAAAGCAGCUGCAAUGGCCAGGAGGAAACUUAUUCCAGGCACAUUUCAGCUUUGGGGAAAUACUAUCCAGGUAGACUGGGCAGAACCAGAAAAGGAUGUUGAUGAAGAGACUAUGCAGCGGGUGAAAGUGCUUUAUGUACGAAACCUGAUGAUAUCCACGACUGAGGAGACCAUAAAAAAUGAAUUUAGCAAAUUCAAAUCUGGUGCAGUGGAGCGAGUGAAGAAGCUCACGGAUUAUGCAUUUGUGCACUUCUACAGUCGUGAGGACGCUGUAGCUGCCAUGCAUAUAAUGAAUGGGAAGAACAUCGAUGGAGCAAACAUUGAAGUGACUUUGGCCAAACCAGUUAAUAAAGAGAAUAGUCGAAGGCAGAGUCUCAAGGGUCAGGGCCCCAUAUAUGCUGAGGGUUUCCUACUACAAAAUAAAGAUGAUGGGAACAUCACUUCCCCCUCCAGACCGCUGAGCUUGCCUGCUAGGUUAAAUAGCCAGCAGAGCCCCUCCUUCACUGGGACAGAGAGAUGCAUGUAUCCCCUUUACCCAGGAUCUAAUCUUACAGAGAUAAGCAGCUUCUCCUUAAAGCCAAACCAUUUCAUCUCUGCAGUGACACGUCUGGAUUACUUCUGUAACAAGAACAAUUGGGCUCUACCAGAAUAUUAUUUGUACUCCACAACAGGUCAGGAUGGAAAACUUCUGUUGAUCUAUAAAGUGGUCAUCUCUACAACUCACAGGAGUUUCAUGCCAGACAAGCUUUGUACCAUCCUGGAAGAUGCCAAAGAACUGGCUGCACAGAAUGCGCUGUGGAAUUUAGAUUCCACAUGUCAUGGUCUGGCAUGUCCUAGCCUGUCUCCUCCAGUUGCAACCUCAGGCAGUGGUCUGCUUUCUUAUGUAUGCAGGACCUUCCCUUGCCCAAGCUACCCAGUCUCUCCACCCUUCCCUCUACUCAAUGACAGCCAUGGUGGACAAAGAGUUUAUCUCUCUAAUCAGUCUCCGUUCUUUUAAACCACAUUAAGCAGCAGUGGCUGCAAUGUAGGCGUUAUGUGUUACUAUCUUAUUGUCACAUCCUAGCAUAUCGUUUAAAACAUUUAAGUAACUCCCUUGCCUAAAGACUUUUAAUAACUGAUACUAACACUUAGCAGUAGUGAGGUACUAGUAAAUUUAGCACAAUACAUUGUGUAUAAAAUAAGUCUAAGACACUUUCAUUAAGUGUAUAAUGAUUUGUUUUAAAAUCAGCUGUAUUUUGUUAUAUCUGUAAGGGGCAUUGACUUGUUCAGUGUUCAUGUAAUCUGUAUAUGAUUAUCAAGCUUAACCCUAAAUUUUCCCUUGUUAAUCCCUUUAGCAUUACUUAAGAUGCUUACACUAAUUGAUUAUAUAUAUAUAUUACAUGGUCUCUCAAUUCAUGUUUGAUUAAUUUGCAAUAUAAAUCCUAUGGCGAAGUUUCCAGCUGAUAUUUUUCAAUGAUACAAAUACAUAAAACUUCAUCUGAAUACCUUGGAAGUCUUAAGAUGCCAAAAACUGUUAUUCAUCUCUACAGUUGUUUGUAUUAUUUAACUUCAAACUGGAAUAGAAGUUAAAUGGGAGACAAAUUAUGCCCACACUAAGAAAAUAAUAGCACAUUUUUGUAAUACCAUUUUCAUAACUGAAUGAUUCUGAACAGUUUUAUUUAAUUUAUCUGACUACUAAAUUGAAGGUCAGCGCUAUUAGUGUUACGUUCAUUUGGCACAGACAGUACACUGUUCAAAAUAAUUUUAUCGGUAAAAUUGAAGAAGUUUGUUUAUGAGACAUUACAGCAACAAUAACCUAUAGUUUCGAGUGGAUUGGAAAUUGAAGGAUAUGUAAUAUGACCUUUUUUUCACCAGAGAAAUAGUCUGAGCUUCAGCAACUGAUGAUAUAGUUCACCAACCUUCAAGUGUUUAGUACAUUAGUAUUCUUUUGUGUUUGCAAAUUUGCUUUGGAAUUUCAUAAUCUUUUUAAUGAUUCUAGUUCUUAUAUCUGUCAUAAACUACAUUUCUAAAUGCUAACAAAAUAUAAAGAUAUAAGAUAUUUUUGUUCUUGAAGUUGCAGUACAUAGUUAAAACUAUUUUGUAAACUUUUUUUUAGAACAGGUGUUCUGCAUUUGGUAUUCUAAUGUUGUUUAUUUGCAGUGUUAAGAGUCAACUCUAACAGCAUACACCAUUGUUUUACAAGAAAAUACAUUCCAUUUAUAGUUUUAAAGUUUAUUAAACUUUUUACCAUUGUGGUAGUUUCAAACUAUAGUUUAUUUGAUGGUAAAGUAGCAUGAUAAAUGCUUGUUUUUGCAGUUGGAGUGCUAUUUGGGGAUUUUAAAAGAUAUAAGUGAAUAACAAAUACAGAUUAUCAAGAAAAAUUAGACCUUAUAGUUAGCUUAUAGCUUAACUAGUGAAAACAGCAUUGAACUGUACUGUACCUCUAAUACUUGCAAUUUUAGUUUCAGUUUUAAAUUUGUAUAGUUCUUGUUCUGUGCUAUUACUGUUCUUGUGUUACACAUUUCAGUAGUUUUAUUUGUCUGCUAAAAGACACAAAAUGUGAAAAAGGUCAUUUAAUGUAAUUUAAAUCUUUAUUGUGUCACAUUCAUUUGUUUAUAUUUUUGGGCUGUGGUGCAUUUAAUGUUCUGUAAGGAUGUUUAUCAAUGUCCUUAAGUGUUAG
Messenger RNA from Lepisosteus oculatus (spotted gar), 3565 nucleotides. It is a transcript of the gene rbm46, whose product is annotated as RNA binding motif protein 46. Gene Ontology annotation, molecular function: mRNA binding. Lineage: Eukaryota; Metazoa; Chordata; Actinopteri; Semionotiformes; Lepisosteidae. The record is from RefSeq and is a predicted model, not a curated record. Gene Ontology annotation, cellular component: nucleus.